Molecule: messenger RNA, 885 nt
Organism: Coniosporium apollinis CBS 100218
Lineage: Eukaryota; Fungi; Ascomycota; Dothideomycetes
Exons: 2
Coding region: 1-885 (294 amino acids)
Source: RefSeq, a predicted model, not a curated record
AUGGUUCAAACAUCAGAUCUCAAAGUCGAGAAGCUCUUCUCCGUCAAGGACUAUGUCUGCGUUAUCACAGGCGGCGGUUCAGGCAUUGGCUUGAUGGCUGCUCAGGCUCUGGCUGCUAACGGCGCCAAAGUCUACAUCAUCGGCCGCCGCGAAGAAGCGUUAAAGAAGGCAGCCGAGUCGCACAGCCCUACCGACUCAGGCAACGGCCAGAUCAUCCCUCUCACUCCCUGCGACGUGACCUCCAAAGACGACCUCGAGAAAUGCGUCAAAGCGUUCUCCGAGAAAGAAGAUCACCUCGAUCUCCUCCUAACAGCGGCCGGAAUCACGAGCACCAAAGCCGCGCCCGACACCGAAGAUGCCGGCGACCUCAAGGCGAAACUCUGGGACAACGAGACGUUCGAAGACUGGCGCAACACCUACAACACGGACGUCGCGGCCGUGUAUUUCAGCACCGUCGCCUUCCUCCCGCUCCUCCAAGCCGCCACCAAGAAGCGCGGCCAUCUUCACGCCUCCGUCAUCGUCAUCAGCAGCAUGAGCGGCAUAAUGCGCGACUCCCAGGGCCACUUCUCCUACAACGCCGCCAAGGGCGGAACUGUGCACCUCACCAAGCUCAUGAGUGCCGAGUUCCAGAAGAUCAGGGUGCGGGUGAACAGUAUCGCGCCGGGCUACUUCCCGUCGGAGAUGACGACCAGCGAGUCAGGCGGUGAUCAGAAGAGCGAGCUGCCGGCUGAGAAGAUCCAGGAGAAGGGACAUGUGCCGGCGCAGCGCGCGGGGAGUGACGAGGAGAUGGCGCAGGCGGUGCUGUUUCUGACUAAGAAUCUUUAUGUUAACGGGGAGAUUUUGGCGGUCGAUGGGGGAGUGUUGAAUGUGGUUGGAGGGCGGUGA